AUGCAAUCACGCAGUUUACCGGAACGUGUUCAGGAGUCAGAACUACAGGUAACCAUUCAUGAUAACAUCACUGUCCACAUCGAGCCACUCGAAUGCCGGGAAGAAUCCUCGCCACAAGUUUGGGUGACCAAGAGGACCCUCGGUCGCGGAGGCGACGGUACCGUCUUUUUGCAGCAAAAGGUUGAAGGGCCCGGCACCAUCGAUAUGCUCGCCGUUAAACAGAUGAGCCUCGACCAUGAUCUUGCGUCCGAAGACCACAAUAGCAAAAGAUAUGUACGCGAGCUCGAGGCAUUAGCCAAGUUUGGGCAGCCAAGAUAUUCACGCUACUUUGUGAGAUCAUAUGGUUGGUAUCAAAACGCUGGCUGGCUCUAUAUCUGUAUGGAGUACUGCAAGUACCUGGACCUUGGAAAGCAUCUGAAUAUCUAUGGAGCUCUAUCGGAAGAAAGUGCUAGAGCGAUUGCUCUACAAGUACUUCGGGGACUAUUCCAGAUGCACGAAAACAAAAUCGCCCAUCGAGACAUAAAACCUGCUAAUAUCAUGGUACAUCGCAAACCCCCAAUAGACGAUGCAUGGUGGGUUGUGCUUGGCGAUCUCGGUCUUAGUCGACACGGCGAUCUUUCUUCAGGAUCGACUACGAUACGUGGUACUCCAAGCUACAUGGCCCCAGAGACUAUUGGGGCACCUUUUUUAGGUCGACCAAACGACGCAGACCCAUUUCGAGCUGAUAUGUGGUGCUUAGGGGAGACGAUAGCAUAUGCUCUAACGGGACAGAAUACGUUCUCUGGCAGUAAACAACUGCUCAGCUACCAGAGACACAGCAUACUCUUUCCUGACAGCGCUUUGAAGCAGUCAUCAGCAAGUGUUGACGCAAUCGACUUUGUUCGCUCUCUACUGCAAGCGGAUCCUUUGCGGAGACCAACUGCCUCUCAAGCACUUCAUCACCCUUGGAUC
Molecule: messenger RNA, 951 nt
Organism: Bipolaris victoriae FI3
Lineage: Eukaryota; Fungi; Ascomycota; Dothideomycetes; Pleosporales; Pleosporaceae
Exons: 3
Biological process (GO): protein phosphorylation
Cellular component (GO): cytoplasm
Molecular function (GO): ATP binding; protein serine/threonine kinase activity
Source: RefSeq, a predicted model, not a curated record